Cokeromyces recurvatus is the source of this 2332-nucleotide messenger RNA. RefSeq names its product tRNA synthetases class I, catalytic domain-containing protein. The record is from RefSeq and is a predicted model, not a curated record. The transcript has 4 exons. Gene Ontology annotation, biological process: glutamyl-tRNA aminoacylation; translation. Bases 76 to 2253 code for a protein of 725 amino acids. Gene Ontology annotation, molecular function: glutamate-tRNA ligase activity; ATP binding. Lineage: Eukaryota; Fungi; Mucoromycota; Mucoromycetes; Mucorales; Mucoraceae. Gene Ontology annotation, cellular component: cytosol; cytoplasm; methionyl glutamyl tRNA synthetase complex.
UUUUUUUUAUUAUUUAUAAAUUUUGUAACAACUUAUUUUUAUAAGUUUCUUCUUUAUACUUGAUUACUAACAAUAAUGAGUCCUAUUAAGCUUGUUGUUGCUUCUAAGGCAUCACCUUUUAGCUAUGGUGUUCUUGCUGUCACUGCACAAAUUAAUUCUAUCAAAAAGAAUGCUAUUGAAGUUGAAUUUCGUGACGGUAAAAUUCUCGAAGGACCUUCUAAGUCUGCUGCUUCUGUUACUUACAAUGGUGAAACAUAUGAAACCACCAAUGCCAUUGCUAGACUUUUAGCCAGACUUAAUCCCGAGGCUAAUCUUUACAAUCCUGAGGAUCCUAUUAGCUCCACUUUAAUUGAUCAAUGGUUAGAUUUUGCUGAAUCUAAGUUAUCUACUUCUGAUUUUAAAGCUCUUGAUGCCGUUUACAAAGAACUUAACAAAUAUCUAACUCUUCGUUCUUAUAUUGUUGGCUAUCAAGUUACUCUUGCUGAUUUUGUUAUUUGGGGUGCCUUGAGAAGUUCUCCUGUAUUUGCUCGUAUUGUUAAAACCAAGCCAGAAAACCUUGGUGUUUAUCUUGUUCGUUGGUAUGAAUAUAUCACUUCUCUUAGUGCCGCUGAAUAUGCUUUAACUGCUGUUCAAAAGCAAGAAAAGUCAUCCAAGGCUCCUAAAGCUGCUGAUCAAGGUAAAUUUGAUAUUGGUUUGACUGAAGCUGAAAUGGGUAAGGUUUGCACCCGUUUCCCUCCUGAACCCUCAGGUUAUCUUCACAUUGGUCACGCCAAGGCUGCUCUUUUGAACCAAUACUUUGCUGAUACAUACAAAGGAAAAAUGAUUAUUCGUUUCGAUGAUACCAACCCAACCAAAGAAAAGACUGAAUUCGAAGAAUCUAUUAAAGAAGAUCUUGCCUUGAUUGGCGUCCCCUCUAACGUUGUCUCACAUACAUCCGAUUAUUUUGAUCAAAUGUAUGAUUUGGCUAUUAAGAUGAUUAAGGAAGGUAAAGCUUAUUGUGAUGAUACUGAUCAAGCCACUAUGCGUGAACAACGUACUUCUCGUACUCCCUCUAAAUGCCGCGAUAAUUCAGUCGAAGAGAACUUGCGUCGUUUCCAAGAAAUGACAAAGGGUUCUAAAGAGGGUCUUCAAAACUGCUUGCGUGCUAAGAUUGACUAUGCUAGUCUCAACGGUACUAUGCGUGAUCCUGUCAUCUAUCGUUGUAAUUUGACCCCUCAUCACUAUACCGGUGAUAAGUGGAAGGUAUAUCCUACCUAUGACUUUGCCUGCCCAAUUGUUGAUUCUAUUGAAGGUGUCACUCAUGCUUUAAGAACUAACGAAUAUCGUGAUCGUAAUGCUCAAUAUUACUGGAUGCUUGAAGCCCUUGGCCUUCGCAAGGUAACAAUCUGGGAUUUCAGUAGAAUGAACUUUGUCUACACACUUCUUUCCAAGAGAAAGCUUCAAUGGUUUGUUGACAACAAAUUUGUAAGUGGUUGGGAUGAUCCUCGUUUCCCUACUGUUCGUGGUAUUCGUCGUCGUGGUUUAACCAUCGAAGCUUUGAAGCAAUAUAUUUUGAUGCAAGGUGCCUCUCAAAACGUCUUACUUUUGGAAUGGGAUAAACUUUGGGCUUUGAAUAGAAAGAUUAUUGAUCCUAUUGCUCCUAGAUACACUUCUGUUCUUAAAGAAGGUGCUGUUGUAUGUAACGUCCAAGGUGCUACUUCUGAAGUUAAGGAAGUUCCUGUUCAUAAGAAAAAUCCUGAUCUUGGUAAUAAGAAGACUCAUUAUGGUCCUAAGAUUUACUUGGAUCAAGAGGAUGCCAAGACUCUUGAGGAAAACGAAGAAAUCACCUUAAUGGAUUGGGGAAAUAUGUUUGUUCGUAAGAUUGUUAAGAAUGGUGAUGAGGUUACAAGUAUUGAUUUAGAAACUCAUCUUGAGGGUGACUUCAAGAAGACCAAGAAGAAGUUGACUUGGUUGGCUGCUGAUGAAGAUGCUACUGAAAUUCUUUUGCUUGACUAUGAUUACUUGAUUACUAAGAAGAAGGUUGAGGAUGGUGAUGAUGUUAAGGAUCUUGUCACACCAGUUAGUGAGUUCAAGUUUGCUGCUCUUGCUGAUGGAAAUACUAAGAAAUUAAAGACUGGCGAUAUUAUUCAGUUUGAGCGUAAGGGAUACUUUAUUCUUGAUGCUCCUGCUACUGACUCUGAGCCUGCUCACUUUAUUCGUAUUCCUGAUGGUAAGGCUGCUAACAUGGCUUCUAAGGCUGACGCUAGCAAAUAAAUUCAUCUUGAAAAAAUAAAAUAAAAUAUAAGAUAUUAUGUUGUUAGAAUAAAUAAUAUUACAUUUUGCAUUUAUAAUA